Molecule: messenger RNA, 2538 nt
Organism: Plutella xylostella (diamondback moth)
Lineage: Eukaryota; Metazoa; Arthropoda; Insecta; Lepidoptera; Plutellidae
Product: sphingomyelin phosphodiesterase 4
Biological process (GO): ceramide biosynthetic process; glycerophospholipid catabolic process; sphingomyelin catabolic process
Molecular function (GO): sphingomyelin phosphodiesterase D activity
Source: RefSeq, a predicted model, not a curated record
CUCCUCCUGUCAAGCAAGGCGUCAAACGUCAAUUUAACCGGUCAUAUUUUUCAUUUUGUGUUUUGGUUAAAAUUUAAUUUAGCUUGCUGUUUAUUCUGAAAACUUAUACUAAUUUGUUUAUAAAUAUCUCUACUUAUAAAAUGGCUCAAGAUGUCAUGAGCAAGUUUUACACUAUUCUCAACUUACCACUUUACGAAAAGUUGAACGAACUCACGAAGUUAAUAGAUUCGAGCCCCAACAAAGAAUUGCAGGCUCUGUUUCCGCAGCUGAUAAGUAAUAUAUUUGGGUCCUCGUGCUACAACAACGGAUGGGGCCUGCGCAGCGUGACGUGCGAGGCGCAGCCGCAGGAGUACGCGCUGCUGCUGGCGUUCCUGGCCCCGGGCGGCGCGCUGCUGCGCCUGGCCGCGCGCCUGCUGCCCGAGCCCGCGCCGCGCUACACGCUGCCGCUGCACGCGCUGCCUCUGGAGAUGCAGACACGGCUGCGGCGCGGCGGCAGCGCGCAGCUCUAUGCGGACAUGCUCACACUGGACACCGCCUCCAGCGUAGUGGCACUCGCGCUCAAUCCCUUUGAUUAUUACAUGUUGAAUUUUGCUUUGCAUUUGCUGAGCGCAGAUCAGAACAAGAGCAGCUGGGAGAGCUGGAACAGCGCGUACCUGGCGCUGGCGUGCGACUACCUGCAGCACUUCCUGCCGGCGGGGGGGGGCGCGCCGCCGCCGCUGCCGCACGGCGCCGGCAAGCCGCGGGCCGCGCCGCUGCAGCCCGCCACCAGACAAUGCUCGCCGUCGCUGCUGCUGCAGCCGGAGCUGGCGGGGCUGCACGCGGCGGGCGGGGGCGCGGAGUGGGGCGGCGCGGGGGGCGCGGAGUGGGGGCGGGGGGGCGCGGGCGAGUGGCGCAGCGAGUCCGUGCUGCAGCUGUUCCUCGACGUGUGGAUGUCGGUCGACGACGCGCCCGGCAACAUGGAGCAGCAGCAGCGCGCGCCGUGCAGCCCCGAGCGCGUGCGCGUGGCGCGCGUGUGCGUGAAGGCGGUGCACGCGUACUGCGCGGGGCCAGGGGCGGGGGGCGCGGGGGGUGCGGGGGGCGCGGCGGGGGCGGGGGCGCUGCGGCAGUACGCGCGGCAGCUGCUGUGGGCGCGCGGCGUGCGGCUGGUGCGCCGGCUGGUGGACUCGUGGCCGCUCGACGCCUCCUUCCGCCUCGUGCUGGAGCUGUGGCUGAGCCUCAUCCAGCCCUGGAGGUACACCGGCGCCGAUGUACUUCACGACAGAGAGGCGGAAGGCGCGGAGACGGCGGCGCGCGGGGCGGGGCACGGGGCGGCGCCGGAGGGGGCGGCGCUGGCGGCGCGCGUGGCGGAGGCGCUGCCCGCGUGGUCGUGCGCGCUGGCCGCCGUGCUGCCGCGCUUCCUGCGCCAGGACCUCGCCAACUACAAGAACGCCGUCAUGCUGUUCCGGAUCGGAAAGGUAUUUUCGCAGCCAAACCUAGUUCCUAUUUUAAGAGAUUUGGAACAAGCUAUAAUGGACAAUGGCGUAGGACUCUACUACCACAAUCCUGAUGAGAGCUGGAAUAAUAACUCCAAUUUUGAAUACAGCGGCGGCCCGGGCGGCGGCGCGGCGGGCGCGGAGGGCGGGGCGGGCUGGGCGGCGCGCUGGGCGGGGCUGGCGCGGCAGGCGCGCGCGGAGCUGUGCCCGGACUGCCGGCACGCGCCGCUGUGGCCCCCCCCCGGCGCUCCCGCCCCCGCCCCGCUCCCCGCCGAGCUGCUGCGCCGCGUGCACGCCGCGCGGGCGCAGGCCGAGCGCGCCGCGCGGGACGACGCCGCACGGGAACAGCAAGACAAAGGCGUGUGGUCGUCCGUGCAGCGCUGGCUGGGGCUGGCGGGGGCGGCGGGGGGCGCGGGGGGCGAGGUGCGCCGCACCCCCGCGCUGCUCGCCGCCGCCGCGCAACAGUUUGAGCAGAUAUUUGGGGUCAGCGAGUGCAACUUGCCGCCGGAGACGCUCCUGGACAGCGGCCUGGACCAGUCCUCGUUCGCUAACUCGACCACUUUCCCCAUGUCUAUCACCAACAAGCUGCGCAGUCCGCCGACGGGCGUGCAGUACGCGGGCGACCCCGACCUGCUGCCCGUCGCCAGCUACGAGAGCACCAUCCUCGUCAGGAUACUCUACCAAAUAUCUACAAGAAUUAAUGAAAUUUACGGGGAGCAGUUGUCUCGCGCGUGGGCCCGCGCGGACCUGGCGGGGUGCGUGGCGCGCGCGGCGCUGGCGGCCCCGGCGGGGGGCGGGCGGGGGGCGCGCGUGUCGCUGCGCGCGCUGGGCUCGCUGCCGGUGCUGGUCCGGCUCGCGCUCGGCUACGCGGCGGCGCGGGCGCUCUCCUACAGCGGGGCCGCGUACGUCGCCUUCCUCCUCGUCGCGUAUGGCCUAUUCGUUUUUGCUAAAGCAAUUGUAAAUUAUGUCAAGCUUGUAAGAUCAUGAUUGUUAUUUUUCAGUAGAUGUAAGUAAUUAUGUGGUUUUUGUAACUAUAAUUUUGAAAUAAACUUGAUUAUUUUGAUUA